Pieris macdunnoughi is the source of this 1959-nucleotide messenger RNA. NCBI's taxonomy places the organism in Eukaryota, Metazoa, Arthropoda, Insecta, Lepidoptera, Pieridae. The record is from the annotation of a GenBank genome assembly.
AUGAACCGAGUUGUUUUCGGCAACGGAAUUUACGGAACGGCGCCCGCGCGUCUCCGAUAUUUGUUUCUAUUUGCCAUAGUCAGCGGGACGACCUUUAUAAUUCUAUCAUACCAUGAAUUUACAGACGAACAGUUUAAUUUUGAUUCGCAAGAUUUCUCAUAUGAAGACACAGGACAAGAACAGUUUACAAUAAGAACAAAAGGAUGCAGUAUCGCAGCUUUACACCCUCUAGAUCCCAGUGUACGGAAAUUCGUUAACUAUCCAGAUAGUGUCAAGCCCUGCCCAAAUGAAAAGACACCGUUGCUUGACAGCAAUCACACUCAUAUUUGGUUAAAAACAGAAAACGCAAGAUUUUAUAACGUUACUGGAAGACGUAAAAUAAAAUGCUGCUAUCGAUCGUUCUUUCGUCCUUUAUUAGUGAAAGAUGUGAGUUCGUCUAAUAUAGAUAAACGUGUAGAGUAUAGAAAAUGUCAAAAUUUUACGGACGUUAUAGAAGCACGUGAUGAAUUUGUUAACGUUAUGUGUUAUGAGGGUGCAAGAAUGGUUUACGAACAAUUCUUCUUAUUUGCUGUCGAUAAAGAAUUGUCGUCAAAUAACAAAGUGCAGGCCUCUAAAAAUAAUACAGAUUACAACGUUAUUGUAAUAGGAAUCGAUGCUGUUUCAAGACUUAAUUUUUACCGUACAAUGCCGAAAACUUUAAAUUUCUUAAAAGACAAGAAUGCAAUUGAAUUACAGGGAUAUAACAAAGUUGGGGAUAAUACAUUUCCAAAUCUAAUACCAAUGCUGAUGGGUAUCAGAGAGUCCGAAUUAAAGAAAACCUGUAUACCGAAUCCAAAAUUAACUUAUUUUGAUAGUUGCCCCUUCGUUUGGGAGUGGUAUAAGCAAGCCGGAUUCUAUACAGCUCUAGCUGAAGACAGUGCGAAUCUAGGAACAUUUAAUUACUUGAAAGAUGGAUUUAUAAGGUCACCAACAGAUUACUAUAUUCAUACCUUUAUUAAUGAAGCUGAAAAAAAUGUUGGCAAUAACAAAGAUUUUAAUUGCUUUUUAUGUAUGAAUAAUAAAUAUUUUUACACCGUGUUAUUAGAUUACAUUGAACACCUUCUAAUAAAGUUGAGAACAUCAAAAUUAUUUGGGUUUUUCUGGGAGGUAACAAUGAGUCAUGACUACUUAAAUUACCCAAUGGUCAUGGACCACUAUUAUGAAACCUUCUUUAAGCGUUUAGAUGCUCUAAAGGUUUUAGAUAAUACUUUUAUAUUUAUUGUAAGCGAUCACGGUAUAAGAUGGGGUAACAUACGAGCUACGAAACAAGGCCGUCUCGAAGAGCGUCUUCCAUUUGUUCAUAUUUUAGUGCCACCAUCAUUUAAAGAUAAGUACCGUGAAGCGUAUGUCAAUCUGAAAUUAAAUAGCCGGCGACUGACCACUCCAUUUAACAUACACUCAACUCUAAACGACCUCGUAGAUUUAAAGGUUAUAGAAAAUUCAAGUAUACAGUUACGAAAACAAGAGACAUAUUGGAAUGACCGUAAUAUAAGCCUUUUCCUACCUAUACCAUCAAAUAGAACGUGUUCAUUGGCUGACAUUGAUGACCAUUGGUGUACAUGCCAUCGUGGGCGAAAGAUAUCGAAAACAAGCACUGAAGCAGUAGAAGCAGCAGCAAGAAUUAUCGAAGAACUUAAUAAGCUUCUAAAUAAUUAUGAAAUGUGUGCCAAGUUAAAAUUAGCAGAAAUUGUAGAUGCAACUGAAAUGGAAGUUGGAAUUAAAGAGGAAAACGAAGUUAGUUGGAGAGAAUUUAUGAUUGUUAUUCGAACAAAUCCUAGUAAUGCCGUAUUUGAAGCCACAAUACGACAUGAUGGUCAAUCUUGGACCCUAAUUGGAACUGCCAGUCGUCUCAACUUAUACGGAAGCCAAAGCCAUUGUGUCAGUGACUCCCACCUUAAAUUAUACUGUUAUUGUCUUUAA